UCAAAAGUAAAGUCAUUGUCUAAACGUCUCUUCGUGCUUUCCACCCUAAGAACAUGUCUCUGAUACCUAAAUCUAAUGUCCCCCUUUUCCUUCUUCUACUAAUUUUCAUUCUUCCUCACAUAGGGAUUGCUGAAGAAUCUUCCCUUGUAGAGGUUCUCCGCAACCAUGGCCUCCCAGCAGGUCUCUUCCCUCAAAGUGUGAAAUCGUUCAAGUUGGACCAAAUGGGUCAUUUAGAGGUACAUCUAGAUCAUCCUUGUUUGGCUCAGUAUGAAACCACAGUGUUCUUUAACACCGUUGUGAAAGCAAACCUCAGUUUUAGACAACUUAAGGUUUUAGAUGGUAUGUCUCGUGAAGAGCUUUUUUUGUGGCUACCUGUUAAAGAUAUAUUUGUCCUUGAUCCAUCUUCCGGUGUAAUUCUGAUUGAUAUUGGGUAUGCGUUGAAAUACCUCGCUUUCUCUCAUUUUGAUGAGCCCCCAGUUUGUAGAUCUCCUAAUGGACUUGCAUUUCUAAUGGGUGGAAGGAAGGGUAUUGGAUUUUCCGAUCAAUGACAAUAUGGGUAUUCAUUUGUAUGAAAGGAUGGCUUCAAUCUUUUCAAUUUUGGGGGUUUAUGUAUGAAAAAUUAUAUUUAUGUACAAAAUUGUGGAACUUGAUAUAAAGUAUAAUAAUGUCAUCCAUUAAUUGAAUGAUAAUCAAUAUUAGUAUCUACCUUCAAUCGUCACCUAAAGAA
This is a messenger RNA of Medicago truncatula (barrel medic), 727 nucleotides long. RefSeq lists its product as uncharacterized. Lineage: Eukaryota; Viridiplantae; Streptophyta; Magnoliopsida; Fabales; Fabaceae. The record is from RefSeq and is a predicted model, not a curated record. The transcript is spliced from 2 exons. The coding region runs from base 54 to 548 and encodes 164 amino acids.